Dendrobium catenatum is the source of this 2603-nucleotide messenger RNA. RefSeq names its product nitrate regulatory gene2 protein. The record is from RefSeq and is a predicted model, not a curated record. The transcript has 4 exons. NCBI's taxonomy places the organism in Eukaryota, Viridiplantae, Streptophyta, Magnoliopsida, Asparagales, Orchidaceae. The coding region runs from base 215 to 2503 and encodes 762 amino acids.
AAACUUGCUAUUUAAAAAAAUUCGAUGGGCAUGUCUGUAAUAUUAAACCAAAAAUAGAAAAGAAUGGUGGGUGAAUUAUUUGGUGGAAUAGAAUAUCACCGAUCUGGCGAGGCUUUGUUCGCUCUCUCGGCAUUGCCCUGCUCUCGCUCAUCCUCUCACACUCUAACCCACCACUCCAUCUACAUUCUUGCUCUUCCUUCGGAGUCGCAGUGCAAUGGGAUGCGCGGCGUCUAGGCUGGACAACGAAGACACUGUCCGGCGCUGCAAGGAGCGUCGCCGCCUCAUGAAAGAAGCUGUCUAUUCCCGCCACCAUCUCGCCUCCGCACACGCCGACUACCUCCGGUCCCUCCUCCUCACCGGGUCUGCUCUCAAGCGGUUCGCUGCUGGUGAACCCCUCUCCGUCUCUGAGCAAACCCCUCCCGUCUUACUCCAUAACCACUCCGCCGCUCCCUCCACCGUCUCCUCACUCCCUCCUCCAACCCCUGCAUCUUCUAUUCCCCCACCCCCGGCUUCCCAUUCCCCCUACACUCCCUCAAUCACCAACUCCAAGCUCCCCCACAUCCUGUCCGACUCCAGCGUCCCUUGCACCCCCUCCGCGGUCCCCACUCCCUCAGCCUCCAAGCGUCACUCCAAUCGCUUCACCUCGACCUACGCCUCGACACCUUCUCAAGCCUCCUCCGUCUGGGACUGGGAGAAUUUCUAUCCUCCCUCCCCUCCCAGCUCCGAUUUCUUCAAUCAGCUCAAAGAAGAGGAGGAAGAAGAAGAACAGUCAUCUGAUGAUGAGCCGGAAGAAGACAAUUAUCACGAGGGGCACCAUCUCCCGCACGAUGAUGACGAUGGUGACAAUAGUUCGGCGGUGCACGAUUUCCCCCGUCGGCACUACGGCAGCAGCACAAGCUCAUCGACCAAAUCUGACUGCGACGAGGAGGAAAGGUACUCGAGAUCCGAGGGCACAGCUCCGAGAUCGGACUUCGGGGGAUCGUCGUCUGUGGACGUCAGCGCCCGUGUCCGGCCAGCGCCAUCGGAGAGCGGAUCCACCUUCACCGCACCGAUGAAAUCGCAGCGGCGGGAGAGAUCGGAGUUUGAAUCUUACUCAGCCCGUUGGAAUGGCAGGGACGAUUGUUCUUCCUCCGCCGCCGGGGAUCUCAGACUGGUGGUGCGCCACCGUGAUCUGGCGGAGAUCGUCGAUUCCCUCGAGGAGUACUUUAAGAAGGCUUCAGCCUCCGGCGAGCCUGUCUCCGACCUACUCGAGAUUGGACGCGCGCAGCUUGAGCGCAGCUUCCGGCAUCUCAAGAAAACUGUUUACCAUUCAAAUAGCGUGCUAAGCGCUUUGUCUUCGAGCUGGUCGUCGAAGCCGCCAUUGGCGAUUAGGUAUCAGCUCGAUACCGGUACGCUCGAGGAGUCGUCCGUGGGGAAGAGCCAUGGCUCGACACUGGAGCGGCUUUUUGCUUGGGAGAAAAAGUUAUAUGAAGAGGUCAAGGCGAGGGAGGGUGUGAAGAUUGAGCAUGAGAAGAAGUUAUCAUCAUUGCAGAGCCAGGAAUACAGAGGAAAAGAUGAUGCAAAGUUGGACAAGACUAAGGCUUCCAUCAACAAGCUCCAAUCACUGAUCAUCGUUACAUCUCAGGCUGUUUCCACCACUUCCUCUGCAAUCACACGAGUCCGAGAUAAUGAGCUUGUCCCUCAACUUGUUGAUAUGUGCUAUGGUUCUUUAAACAUGUGGAGAUCAAUGAAUCAGUUCCAUGAGAUCCAGAACAAUAUAGUUCAACAAGUCCGAGGUCUUGUUCAUCGACCCAUCUCCGGUCAGUACACCUCUGAUCUGCACCGUGUAGCCACUCGCGACCUUGAGGCUGCGGUUUCCUCCUGGCACUCCAGCUUCAACCGCCUCAUCAAAUUCCACCGCGAGUACAUCCAUGCCCUCUACGCCUGGGUUAAGCUCACUCUCCUUCCCGUCAGUAGCGACAGUCCUCAAAAGCAGCAUUCUUCCCCUAUCGCCAUUGAGCUCACAGCUUUCUGCGAUGAGUGGAAGCAGGCCCUUGAUCACCUCCCAGACACCGUAGCUUCUGAAGCUAUCAAGAGCUUUGUGAACGUCGUCCAUGUCAUCUCCACGAAGCAGGAGGAGGAGUUCAAGGUCAAGAAGAGGGCUGAAAUAUACUCAAGAGAGCUUGAAAAGAAGUCCACUGCAUUAAGAGCCAUCGAAAAGAAGUAUUACCAAACAUAUUCAAUGGUCGGAGUUGGGAUUCCUGGAGGGGGAGAUGGUCCCGAUGGCCAAUUGCUCGAUGCGCGCGACCCACUUGCAGAGAAGAAAGCCGAGAUUGCAGUGUGUAGGAGGAAGGUAGAAGACGAGAUGGUUCGACAUGCGAAGGCAGUGGAGGUCACCAAGUCGAUGACGCUGAACAAUAUACAGACAGGCCUGCCUGGAGUUUUUCAGGCGAUGACUGGAUUCUCAGGAUUGUUUGCAGAGGCACUACAAAAAGUCUGCCGAAGAGCUGGCUCAGUGAAGUAAUAAAAGAAGCCUGGAACACUUUUUUUUCUCUUAUAUUGUCAUGAUUUCGCUUUGAAAUUCUUCCUGGAAAGAAGCGUAUAGUUAUAUAGUCAUAAUUUGG